Molecule: messenger RNA, 1327 nt
Organism: Coccidioides immitis RS
Lineage: Eukaryota; Fungi; Ascomycota; Eurotiomycetes; Onygenales; Onygenaceae
Product: ADP-ribosylation factor 6
Exons: 6
Coding region: 414-971 (185 amino acids)
Biological process (GO): intracellular protein transport; vesicle-mediated transport
Cellular component (GO): cytoplasm
Molecular function (GO): GTP binding; GTPase activity
Source: RefSeq, a predicted model, not a curated record
CAAACACAGACCGAAGAAGAGGUCAAGACUGAAAACGGAAGACCCAAGACUGAGGAUAUAAGAGAGAAGACUAAAAGCCAAUCCCGCAUCGUGCACCGCAACCGCAUUGCCCGCGAGCCGAUCGUUGAAGUUGGCAUUGAUAUUUGAUCACAGAGUACUUUCUCUGUACGCUGGACGUUCGCGAUAUAAGCUUGUUUUGCUGAUUGAUUCCCAGUCCGCCUGUGUCGCUGAAUAACGACUCUAAUAAAUACACAACCAUCCCGUCCCGGUCCUGACACCUGCCCCUAAAAACCCCGCCAACCGAGUCUCGCGUCGCCGCGCCUCCCCCCAGUCUCGACUGUACUUUUCCAGUCUUGGUCGCCCUAUUGGUAAUAUUGUGUAUCUUUCAUUGUUGGCGGAGAUUCGCCGUCAAGAUGGGAGGCCAGGUCUCAAAACUGAUGGGAAAGAUCUUCGGAUCAAAGGAGAUGCGACUCCUCAUGCUGGGUCUCGAUGCCGCCGGAAAGACGACCAUCCUCUACAAACUCAAACUCAAUCAGGACGUCACCGCGAUCCCCACCGUCGGCUUCAACGUCGAGUCCGUGACCUACAAGAAUGUCAAAUUCAACGUCUGGGACGUUGGCGGCCAGGACAAGAUCAGGCCACUGUGGAGACACUAUUUCACCGGAACCCAGGGACUUAUCUUUGUGAUUGAUUCAAACGAUCGCAGCCGCAUAGAGGAGGCCCGCCAGGAGUUGCAUCGAAUCAUUCUGGACCGUGAAAUGAAAGAAGCUCUUCUUUUGGUCUUUGCCAAUAAGCAGGACAUCAAGGGCGCCAUGGAUCCAAAGGAAGUGACCGAGAAACUCCAGUUGAACCAACUUAAAGACAGGAUAUGGUUCGUCGUGCCGAGUUGCGCAACAACCGGCGAAGGCUUGUUUGAGGGAUUGGCUUGGCUCUCCAACAAUGUCAAGAGCCAGCAGCAGAGACAGGGAUGAACAUGCCCACGCUACGCCCUUCCGACUCUAUUUUCUUUUUUCUUUCUUUCUUUCUUUCCUUUUUGUUUUUUUACUCUUGUUCAUGUUGGGCUAUUUCGUAAUAAUGAUGGCUGAUGUGACAUAUGCAUAUGCACUUUUGAGUUUUCCCUGGAAGCCUUAUGAUUUGCAGCCUUGUUUCACUGAUUUCUUUUGCUCUUUGCAAGGAAUCCUUCAUGUUAGAUGAUAUCCCUUCUUGUUCUGGUGUAUUGGUUCUAUAAACUUCCUGACCUUAUAUCCUCUCUAUUAUUUUGUAAUAUACCCUCCUGACACAGGGUUUUCUUCAUUUCCUUUUUAAAAAACAGAAGAGAAAGACACAC